AUGCCUCCUCCAUCUCCUCCAAUUUGUGAGGAACAACCUCAUUUAGAACCUCAGAGAGUUGAGUCUGAAAAUGUAAUAGUCGAUUCUCAAAGACAAGAAUUUGAUACUAAUUCUCUUGAGCGUGAUCCGGGAUUACGUCCUCAAAUUGACACAUUUCUACCCAAUGAACGUGAUAAUGUUCGAAGAGCAUAUAUUAUGUUAGGUCCAUGUCAACCAAAAUUAGAUGAAUAUCCAUCACACUUCGAAGGGAAUCAAAUGCGUCGAUUUAAUGGUAGUUGGUAUAAGCAAUUCCCUUGGCUUGAGUAUUCGGUUCAUUAUGAUAAAGCAUUUUGCUUUCCAUGCUUUCUUUUUAAUAUUGAUCGCUCACAUAAGGCAUUCACUCAAGAUGGGUUUAGAAGUUGGAAACGAAUUGGUGGAAAAGAUUGUGUUUUCCAUACUCAUGUAGGCAUUAUAAAUUCACCACAUCAUUUUGCUAUGCAAAAGUGGAUGGAUUUAAAAAACCCGAGUCACCAUAUUGACAAAGUAGUUCAACCCCCACAUGAAGUUACAAAAAAUCGGUUGAGGCUUACAACCACAAUAGAGGGCAUUAGAUAUCUAGCAAAUCAAGGAAUGACUUUUAGAGGUGACGAUGAAUCUUGUGACUCAUUUAAUCGUGGUAAUUUCAUUGAGUUGAUAAAAGCUUUUGCAAGAAUGAACGAAGAAGUUGAAAAAGUUGUGUUAAAGAAUGCUCCCUUCAAUGCCCAAUAUAUUUCACAUAAGAUACAAAAGGAGAUCCUAAAUAUCUUUGCUAACAAAGUGAGGAAGAUGAUACGCGAUGAAAUUGGGGAAGAUGGGAAUUUUUGUAUUCUCAUUGAUGAAGCACUUGACGACUCUAAGAAGGAACAAAUGGCUAUUAUCCUAAGGUUUGUGGGUCGUGAUGGGCAUAUUCGAGAAAGGUUUUUUGAUAUUGUGAGUGUUCAUGACACUAACUCCUUAACUCUUAAAACUGAUAUUUGUAAAGUGCUUGGUAAGCAUAGUCUUUUAGUGAGUAAUAUGCGUGAUCAAGGAUAUGAUGGUGCUAGCAAUAUGCGUGGUCAAUGGAGUGGCUUACAAGCAUUAUUUCUUAAUGAUUGUCCAUAUGCAUAUUAUAUACAUUGCUUUGCUCAUCGCCUCCAAUUAGCUUUAAAUGCUGCAGCUAAAGAGAUAGGACUUGUUUGGAGAUUUUUUUCAAUGUUAAAUAAUAUUGUGAACUUUGUUUGUGCUUCUGCCAAACGCCAUUCUGAGUUAAAAUUAACUCGUCAAGCUGAAAUUGAAGACUUACUGGCAGCUGGAAGACUUGGAAUAG
Prunus avium (sweet cherry) is the source of this 1324-nucleotide messenger RNA. NCBI's taxonomy places the organism in Eukaryota, Viridiplantae, Streptophyta, Magnoliopsida, Rosales, Rosaceae. The record is from RefSeq and is a predicted model, not a curated record.